UAUUCAUGUACCGUGCGGGAGUGUGUGUCAUAUAUCUAGUACUUCCAUUAAAAAAUCGCGAAUAUAUGGUGUUGUGUUAGUGUAUUAAAUCCUUAUCACUCAACAAAUUAUCAGCAGUCUUAUUUGGUUAUCAACCACCUGCUGUCGGUACUUCCCGCACUGCUGUGCCGAAUAGUCAUUUCGAUUACGUGGUUUCGAGACCACACAUCGAAGAUGUCGUGUUCCCCAGGUCCUUCGUUAGUGUUUUUAUUGACUUCCGUUGUGUUUUUCGCGAGUUGUGCGGAAAAUGAUAAAACGGCCGGACCCGUUUUCGUCGCUGAGCCCCCGAAUCGUGUCGAUUUUUCCAAUACAACGGGCGCGUCGGUGGAGUGUAGUGCUCGAGGUAAUCCACCCCCUGAAAUCAUCUGGGUAAGAUCUGACGGAACCGCUGUAGGAGACGUUCCGGGGCUCCGUCAAGUCCUGGUCAAUGGUAACCUGGUCUUUCCACCCUUUCGCGCUGAAGAUUAUCGUCAAGAAGUUCACGCUCAAGUCUACGCAUGUUUGGCCAAGAAUUCGAUCGGAACCAUCACAUCAAGGGAUGUCAACGUUAGAGCAGUCGUAGCCCAAUAUUACGAUGUCGACGUGAACAAGGAAUAUGCGAUCAGAGGAAAUGCUGCUAUACUGAAAUGUCAGAUACCGUCCUUUGUAGCCGAUUUUGUUUCCGUUAUCUCUUGGCAUACAGACCAGAACGAGAACUUUUACCCUGGAAACAAUUCUUACGAUGUUGUCCAGCAGUUCUAUCAAGCCGAGGUGAACAACGAGUACAUCAUCCGUGGAAACUCCGCGAUUUUAAAAUGUUCAAUUCCUUCGUUUGUUGCCGAUUUUGUAGCAGCAGUCUCUUGGGUCGAUAGCGAAGGGAAUGCGUAUGAAAUGGGGGGCGACAAUUACGACAGCAAAUACUUGGUUUUACCGUCUGGUGAACUUCAUAUCAGAGAUGUUGGACCCGAAGAUGGAUACAAAUCAUACCAGUGUCGUACGAAACAUAGGCUUACUGGUGAAACAAGACUUAGUGCCACCAAAGGUCGUUUGGUCAUCACUGAACCCGCAAGUAGAAUACCUCCGAAAACUAGUGGUCAAAAAUAUGACGGGGGUAAAAUGUAUUUCCAAUCGUUAAACAAAACCGUUGCCUUUACCUGCGAAGUUGUCGGCUACCCUGUCCCUUUGUACAGAUGGUACAAGUUCGUCGAUGGUACCACUCGUAAACAACCAGUCCAACUAGACGAUAGGGUAAAACAGGUCGCCGGUACUCUGAUCAUUCGCGAAGCUAAAGUCGAAGAUUCGGGAAAAUAUCUAUGCGUGGUAAAUAAUUCUGUGGGGGGUGAGAGUGUUGAAACAGUUUUAACGGUAACGGCCCCUUUGAAAGCUUCUGUAGAACCCCAAGUACAAACAGUCGAUUUUGGAAGACCGGCAGUCUUUACCUGUCAUUUCGAAGGCAAUCCCAUAAAGACCAUCAACUGGCUUAAAGACGGAAAACCUUUAGACCAUCAUGACGCUAUUCUACGAAUUGAAUCGGUCCGGAAAGAAGAUAAGGGAAUGUAUCAGUGCUUCAUACGAAAUGACCAAGAAAGUGCCGAGGCAACGGCAGAAUUGAAACUUGGGGGUCGAUUCGAACCACCCCUAAUUCGACACUCGUUUAGCGACGAAAUCCUCCAACCUGGUCAAACUGUUUUCUUGCAAUGUAUCGCGUCCGGCAAUCCCACCCCCGAAAUCACUUGGGAACUUGACGGAAGACGCCUUUCUAACAGCGACAGAUACCAAAUAGGGCAAUACGUUACCGUUAACGGGGAUGUUGUUUCGAACAUGAAUAUCAGCAAUAUACAUACCAAUGACGGGGGUUUGUACAAAUGUGUGGCCAGUAGCAAAGUUGGAUCUACCGAACAUCGGGCCAGAAUCAAUGUUUAUGGUCUCCCAUACGUAAGGUCUAUGGAAAAGCAAGCGAUUGUCGCAGGAGGGACUUUGAUAGUUCAUUGCCCCUAUGCCGGACAUCCUGUUGACAGCAUCACCUGGGAAAGGGAUAGCAGAGUUCUUCCAAUCAUUAGAAAACAGAAGGUCUUCCCCAAUGGUACGUUGAUUAUUGAAAAUGUCGAACGGGCUUCCGAUCAAGCUUCCUACACCUGCGUGGUGAAGAACUCUCAAGGAUAUAGUGCUAGAGGAUCUGUAGAAGUUCAAGUCAUGGUCCUACCCCAAAUUCAUCAUUUCGAUUUUGGCGGAGAACCAGCGGACCAAGGUGAAGCAGUAUCUCUUCAGUGUUCGGUUGGUAAAGGCGAUUAUCCGUUAAACAUUUCGUGGACUUUUAACAACGCUCCAGUACCUGAAGGUUUAGGCAUUAGCGUGGUACAAGUUUCGAAACGUCUAAGCACCCUCGGUAUAGAAAAUGUUGAUCAUAUUCACGCAGGCAACUACACGUGUUUAGCAUCAAAUUUGGCCGGUACAACAUCACACACGGCAACGCUAUCUGUUAACGUCGGACCACAAAUUGUUCCUUUCAAUUUUGGCGAAGAUUCUAUUAACGAAGGUGAAACAGCUUCGGUCCAAUGUACUGUUCUAAAGGGUGAUUUACCAAUGGAUAUUAUUUGGUACCUGAAUAAUAAACCCAUAGAAUACAGCAACGACAUUCACACCAGUAAAAUAGGGAAGAGGGUUAGUAGUUUGACCAUUGAUUACGUACACGCUUUACAUUCUGGAGAAUAUAAGUGUGAAGCCUCAAACGUAGUCGCAUCUGCAAGCCAUACAGCAUACCUUAAUGUAAACGUACCGCCGAGGUGGAUCCAAGAACCAAUUGAUAAAGCAUUUGCUCAAGGUUCUGACGCUAAAGUUGAUUGUAAAGCUGAUGGCUUUCCCAAACCAACAGUAACAUGGAAAAGAGCAACAGGUGAUUCGCCCGGCGAUUAUAAAGAUUUCAAACCUAACAAUCCAAACGUAAAGGUAGAAGAUGGAACGUUAAUGAUUACUAAUAUUCAAAAACAUAACGAAGGUUAUUAUUUGUGUGAGGCUGUUAAUGGCAUUGGUUCAGGUUUAUCUGCCGUCAUACAAAUUAGUGUUCAAGCCCCUCCUCAGUUCGAUAUUAAACUUAGAAAUCAAACGUCUCGCCGUGGAGAUCCAGCUGUUUUACAAUGCGAAGCGAAAGGCGAAAAGCCCAUAGGAAUUUUGUGGAACAUAAAUAAUAAACGUUUAGAACCAAAGGGAAAUUCUCGCUACACCAUUCGCGAAGAGAUUCUUCCCACUGGUGUUCUUUCUGACUUGAGUAUUAAACGAACUGAACGAAACGAUUCGGCCCUUUUCACUUGUGUAGCUACGAAUGCAUUUGGAAGUGAUGAUACAAGCAUUAACAUGAUCGUUCAAGAACCGCCAGAAACACCAUAUGGAUUGAAAGUUUUGGACAAAUCUGGUAGAUCAGUGGAAUUAUCGUGGGUCGCCCCAUAUGACGGAAACUCACCCGUUAAGAAGUACACUAUCGAAUACAAACAGAGCAAAUCGAGUUGGGAAGCGGGCACAGAACGAGUGUUGGUACCUGGAGAACAAACCGAGGCAGGAGUUUACACCUUGAAACCGGCCACCACGUAUCAUAUUCGUAUCGUAGCCGAAAACGAAAUUGGUUCUAGCGACCCGUCUGAUACUGUGACUAUUAUCACGGCCGAAGAAUCACCUGGCGCUCCACCGACAUCAAUCCGCGUCGAUGACAGUGAUCAGCAUUCUCUAAAAGUCUUCUGGAAACCACCACCCAGGUCCGAAUGGAACGGAGAAAUUCUUGGCUAUUAUGUCGGCUAUAAACCUGCUUCUUCUGACAAGCCUUUCCUCUUUGAAACCGUCGAAUUUAGUCGCGAAGAAGGAAAAGAACAUCAUUUACAGAUUACCAAUUUGAAGACCUACACUCAAUACUCUAUCGUCGUUCAAGCCUUUAACAAAGUCGGUGCUGGUCCCAUGUCGGAAGAAAUCAAAGCGUAUACCGCUGAAGGAACCCCAGAACAGCCACCCCACGAUACCAUUUGCACCACCUUAACCGCCCAAACGAUCAGAGUGUCAUGGACAUCGCCCCCUCUUAACACUGCCAAUGGUGUUAUCAAAGGCUACAAAGUUAUUUACGGUCCCUCUGACUCCUGGUUUGACGAAAAUACAAAGGAUACCAAAAUUACUGCUUCAUCCGAGACAAUCUUACACGGACUUAAGAAAUAUACCAACUAUAGCAUGCAAGUGCUUGCAUAUACAUCUGGUGGCGAUGGUGUACGAAGCAACCCAAUUCAUUGUCAGACAGAGCAAGAUGUUCCAGAAGCUCCUGUUGCUAUCAAGGCCUUGGUGAUGUCUUCUACAUCGAUUUUGGUCAGUUGGAAACCGCCGGUAGAACCCAAUGGUAUUGUGGAGCAAUAUACAGUUUAUGUUCGUGAAGCUGGUCAGGCCGAAAGUGACGAACUCAACACCGAUUCGAAACCACGAUCCCAAAAGAUUGUUCCGAACAUCAGAAAUCAAAAUCUGAGUUAUCAAGCCAAAGAUUUGGAUAGCAAACUGAAAUACGAAUUUUGGGUUACCGCAUCAACCAACAUUGGAGAAGGGCAACCUUCAAAGAGCGUCAUUGUAGCUCCUAGUACCAGAGUUCCUGCGAAAAUUGCUUCAUUCGAUGACUCGUUCACCACCACCUACAAGGAAGACGUGACCCUUCCCUGUCUAGCUGUCGGAGUACCACAACCUGAGAUAGUUUGGAAAAUAAAGGGGGUCGUAUUUACCACCAACGAUCGUAUACGACAACAACCCGAUGGAUCACUUUUUAUUCGUGAUGUAACUCGAACCGAUGCCGGCGAAUAUUCUUGCAACGUUGAAAAUUCUUUUGGUCAAGACAGCGUCACCCACCAACUAAUCGUCUAUUCACCUCCGCAUUCACCUUUGGUAACUUUGACGUCCACGACCACAAAUUCUUUGACAAUCAAACUGAAACCUCAUCCUGACGACAGCGAACCCAUUCAUGGAUAUACCAUUCACUAUAAGCCUGAAUUCGGGGACUGGGAAACGACGCAGGUGGCCAGCCACACUACCAAAUUCAAUUUAGAAAAUUUACUUUGUGGUACCAGAUAUCAGCUCUACGUCACGGCAUACAAUAGUAUUGGAACUGGAGAUCCAUCUGACAUUUUAAAUACUCGUACUCGUGGAGAUAAACCCAUAAUCCCAACAGCAGACAAAUUUAUCGAGGUUUCCUCUAACAGUAUCACCCUACACUUAAGUGCUUGGUCUGAUGGGGGUUGUCCUAUGCUAUACUUCGUAAUUGAACACAAGAAGAAGACUAGUUCAGAAUGGAUCCAGGUAUCAAAUAAUGUAAAGCCAGGUGGUAAUUUUGUGGUAUUGGAUCUUGAUCCUGCCAUUUGGUAUCACCUUCGUGUCACCGCUCAUAAUAAUGCUGGCUUCAACGUUGCCGAAUACGAAUUUGCUACUUUAACUGUUACUGGAGGAACCAUCCCACCGGUUAGAGAGGCUCCGGAUGUCAAGAUGCUUUUCCCUUGGCUACCAGAUUGGAUUGAUUUAAAUCUUCUCGUACCCUUAGUGGCUACAGUCACUGUUAUCAUCGUAGGAAUUGUCGUUAUCUGUGUGGCCAUGACGAGGAGGUCACAAAGCAUGCCCCAGACCCGUUUAAGAAGCGACUAUGAUGUUGUUUAUAAUCAAUCAGUUAACGCAACAUCGACGCUGGAUAAACGCCGCCCCGAUUUACGGGACGAACUAGGCUACAUCGCACCCCCCAACCGGAAAUUACCCCCCGUUCCUGGAUCCAACUACAACACAUGCGAUCGAAUCAAGCGAGGUACCGUUUUAAGGCCACAUUAUCGUUCACACUCCACUUGGGACCCACGACGACACCUUUACGAAGAACUUAACAAUCAAAGGAGAGGCUCUAACGAAACUAUACACACCCACAGAGGCAUGGACGACGAAAUCUGCCCCUACGCCACCUUCCAUCUACUUGGUUUUCGCGAAGAGAUGGACCCAAGCAAAGUUCAACAAUUCCAAACUUUCCCUCAUCCCCAUGCUGGUACAAUGGGCCCAUCAGGAAUGAACACUCCCCACUCCAUGCAUUCUCGUUCAGGAUCUCAGUCCAUGCCUCGUUCUAACAAAAGAUACGAAAGAGGUGGUUCUCAAGGAAACGGAAGCAUAUAUUCCCCAGGACCUGAAUAUGACGACCCAGCUAACUGCGCCCCAGAAGACGAGCAAUAUGGAUCCCAAUACGGAGGCUACAACGCACCUUACGAUCAAUAUGGAAGUCGUGGUUCAAUAGGUAGACGAUCCAUGGGUUCCAUGAGACUUCAGCCAAACAACGGAAGCCCCGAACCUCCCCCACCACCACCUCGUAAUCACGACCCUUCAUUUAAUGACUCCAAGGACAGCAAUGAAAUAUCCGAAGCUGAAUGCGAUAGGGAUCAACUGAUAAAUAGUCGCAGUUAUGGGGAAAAAGAAGAGGUAAUGAGAGGUAGUGCUAAGGAUGGCAUGACCCACGAAGAAAUGCGCAAACUGAUUGAGAGGAAAUCAAACGAAGCAGGCCACCAAACAGCAAACGGGGGAUUCACAACCUACGAUACUGUGGCAGUGUAAUCUGUAAAUUCAUUCUAUUGAUUUUUUUCUUAUUCAAUUUUACUGCCAUGUUUCGAUGUCUUUUAACACUGUCCAUAAACGACACUCGUCAUUUGACAAUUUUUUUCUACACAUUUUUUAUUCCUUAUUUUUGCUUUUUUUUAUUAAAAGAAAAAAGUGUGUUGUUUAUGAGACAGUAUUUACUAUUCAAUUUGAACAACGUUAAUUAUUAUUAUAAUUACUGUGCGAUUUUUAGUUUUUGAUAUUUUUGAAAAAAACUUCGACUUCUCGAGCCGCUGCUCCAUUUUUAGGAUAUUAUAUUUAAUCGAGAUAAGGGAUAUAAGUUAGUUUAUAUAAUUAUGUACAGUGGCUCCGUAUGUGAUGUGAUAUUUUGAGGUUUGUGACCGCUUUUUAUUAAUUUUGUGGUUUGUCUUCUGUAGCAAAAAAAGAAAGAAAGGUAAACAGACGUGAAAAUUGUUGCUCAAAACUGGACUAACAAUGGUCAAUCAAAACGUAGUAAGGAAUAAGAAAAUUGCCAAGUAAUUUAAUUAAAAAAAAAGUAAAAAUACGAGGUAUUGUAUUUUUUAUCAGUUUUUGUUGUGUAGGGAUUUUUAGGUAGUUUACUGCUCUAGAAGCUUUUUGGCUUGCUACAGAUGACACAAAAGCGCGUGUUAUAUAAUAGUUAGCAAACUUUUUUUUCGUAAAUACAUUUUUAGUACAUAUAUGGUGGCCAGAAAUUAAUUUAAUUCUCAGACUAUUACAUAUUAAUAAAUUGGCUGACCAACUUAUUAAUAACUUAUGAUGAAAAAGAUCAAGAAAAUCAUUUAAUGUAUCAUUUUUUUCUAAUAUUAAUUGUUUACCAUCCUGACUCGUAUUAUUUUCAUGACGACGAACAGUCAAAAAAUCUUUACUUCUAUUACAAUUCUUUGGCUAUUCCAGAAAAUGUUCAUUCUCUAAUAUUUUCCACUUAGAUUUCCUUUCCCUGAAAAUGGCCACCAUGUAGUAGUUCGCGCAAGAUAUUAGGAUCGAUGGUUGAUAAUUAUUUAAUAGGUUUAGGUGUGGUCGGCGAAAAUGUUUUUCUUUUUUUGUAAUUAAUCAAUUAAUUGAUGAAUUAAUUAAAAUAUGACUGAGGUUGUGCUAUCGCCGCCACAGCUUAUUUAUUUGACUCUCUAAUGACGAAGAGAUGUAAUCGAAGGUUUACCACAUUUGUUGCAGCUUCACGAUUCAUUAAUCGUCUAUUAUAUUAUUGUAAUUAUAUAAAGAUACAUAUAAAGAAGUAUCGGUGUUUUAUCGCUUAGGGUUACAGUACUACUAUGCUAUAAUAUACAUAUUAUUAAUGAUAAUAAUGAUAAUACGAUAAUUACAAGUAGCAAUUUAAAAUCCAAGUUUUAAUGUAAAAAAUAAUCUUUUAAUCAUAUUCAUCCUUUCAUUUCUCGUUAAUUAAUAUUGAAAAUGGGAAAAUUAUAGUUUAAACAUUAGGCUUGAGAAGUUUUUCGACACAUUUACCGCACGGGGCUUCCCCGAAAGAAUAACCUGCACACUUUAUCCUUUGUUCAGUGUAAUGAACAUUUUAGUUAGCACAAAUAGCCUUAACUUACGAGAAUAAGUUCCUAAGUAGUCAUCGGGGUAAGUCCCGAAGCGAAAACGUAUACAUUAAAAUAAAAAAAGAAUUGAAAUACAACACAUGUAUUGACUAGUCAAUCCUUUUCUAUUACUUUUUUCGAAAUUUCUGUACUUUUUUCGCACCCUCAUACUACUUAUUAUGCCACAUGUAUAUGUAUUGUAGGUGUGCUGUCUUUUAACUCUCACAUAAUCAGUAAAUUAAGAGAUUGUAAUGAUUUAUUAUGUCAUUAUUUGUGAUGUGACAUAAUUUAAACGAUUUCUUACUAAUUAUUAAAUGUGCAGCUUAUAUGUGUAAUUCUGUUAAUUAAAUGUUAAGUAAAUAUGGUAUAAUUUUGGUUAAUUUUUAAAUUUCAACUAAUGCUCAGUUUCUUAGAUGUUUUUAAUUGACUUCAUUGUACCAAAGUUAUUUUUUUGUGUUAAUAAAAUAGUUAAGAUCGUAAA
Messenger RNA from Agrilus planipennis (emerald ash borer), 8649 nucleotides. It is a transcript of the gene Dscam1, whose product is annotated as Down syndrome cell adhesion molecule-like protein Dscam2. The record is from RefSeq and is a predicted model, not a curated record. NCBI's taxonomy places the organism in Eukaryota, Metazoa, Arthropoda, Insecta, Coleoptera, Buprestidae. Gene Ontology annotation, molecular function: cell-cell adhesion mediator activity. Gene Ontology annotation, biological process: dendrite self-avoidance; homophilic cell-cell adhesion; axon guidance. Gene Ontology annotation, cellular component: plasma membrane; axon. The coding region runs from base 214 to 6606 and encodes 2130 amino acids. The transcript is spliced from 30 exons.